AUAUUGCAUUACCUGAUGACGAAAUUGUUGAACAUUCACUUGAAGAUAUCGAUACUUUGGAGCAGACUUUGUCUCACUUGAGUGAAAUUCCAACGAUAUCCAAGUCUUGCACAGAACAAAGUAUGAGAAAAGUAAGUUUGGAACAGAAGCCACGCUAUAUUUCUCUACCUAAACAUCAUGAUAGAGUAGAAAUUCCUAGGAUAAGCCCUCUGCAUGACUCUGAUACCUUAACCAGAGACAACUGGCGUAAUAAAGAAACAAUAAGUCACGUCAAUUUCAGUAUGUCAUCUGAUGAAAUGGGAGAAAAUUCGGUUUUGAAUCAAUGUGAAUCACCAUUAAUGUUACGCACUGGGAGUAUGAUGCCUGGGAUCACCCUUGAUGGAGAAGUUUUCCAGCUCAGCAAAACAGAGAUUUUUGAUGCGAUUAUACAUAUACUUUCUUGCAGUGCCUUGGAUAAUCCAAACUACUUGACAAUAAUCAAAGAUUCGCCAAAUGGAACCUUACAAUUUAUUCUCCAUUUCAUUGAAAAAAAAUCGUGUGAACAAAUCUACAAAGAGCGAGCUGUUUUAUUGAAAUGUUUGUACUCUUCAAAUAUGUGCAGUGAAAAACAGAAGAGCAAUGAUGUACACAUGAUUAAUCUGACUGGAACAUUGUCAACUACUUGGGAAACUUGUUUGGAUAACGAACCCAGCCUAUACUGUGCUUACGAAUGUGAAUUGUGUGGAAGUUACAUCACAUUGCUGCCUGUGUUGACAGUUGAUACUAACUUAAUUCUCCGAAAAGGUUUCGAGGCAUUGAAUGAAGGACUCCAUUUUUACCACUAUUUAACAAAGGUCAAAUGUCAGCAGGAAGGUUGUCCUGAAAUGUGUACCGUGACUGCCUAUCCAAAUUUUCAUAUAUGCAUCUAUUUGGACGUCAGAAGAAAUGAUCGCUCCCACACAAAAAUCCAAUGUAAGCUGCAGAAUUUCCCCAAAACAUUGGAAUUGAAGAGUCUACCAGGACAAUAUAGAUUACAAGGGAUUGUCUCUGAAAGCUCUGACCGCACUGUGGCUUAUUGCUUGAGAGCCGAAGAUCACUGGGAAUUAUAUGACGGUUACUCCAUGAUAGUUGAAACCUUCGAUUCUUCAGGAGUAAUUAAUCCUUGUGGUGCGAUAUACAUACGUACCUGAUUAUUUCGAAAAAAUUCAUAAUUCUCAAUCCAACACAUGUUUUUCUCACUCGGAAACUGAAACGUGAUGUUCUUGGAAUCGGGCAUCGUAAUAAUACCUCGUGGAUCGGGUGAAAUCAGGAACGGUUUUAUUUGUUGUUGAUCCUCGAUUACUAUAAGACUGAAUCUCUCAAGUAUUCACCAUAUAAAGUUUUAUACAUAUUGUUUUUUUCUUUGUAUCUUUUUUUCAUGUUCGACCGAUUUGAGAUAUCAAUUUGUUGCUAAUAGUUCUCUUAUUCGUACUGUUUUUCGAGAACCAAAUUUUCAUGCUGUGAUAAUAGCUUUGGUAUUAUUAUAUUUUUAUGAAAAAUCGGACUAUAACUGAAGUCUCCAAUUUUAUUUGUUACCUUUUUAGUAAGUGAUCACUAUUCUACCCGGUGGAAAAAGUAUAAUUAGACUAGUCAUUAAGGACAGUAUUUUGAAAUAUAGGUCUACAAACUAGUUCACUGCCUUUGUAUUGAAUUCACUGUAUCUUUAUACUCAAAAUUAUUUUAUAACGAUCAGUGUGCAGAUAACCGUGACUGAUUAGUAGAUCUAUGUUAUUCUAUUUCUAGAGAUAAUACUAUAGUAUAUGUUUCACAAAGGCACCAGAUAGAUGACCUAUGCUUGUUCUGAAUUUUUUGUAUAAUUCUCUUGAGUUUCAAACUAAAUUCUCGUAUUCAUCUUAUAAAUAUUAUUCAAUGAACAACGAAUGCAUUGGCAGAGACUUAUGCUCAUAAUUUAUAAAUGUAGGUAGAGAGAGUUUGUGACUCUCUUUGAUCUCUACUAGUCCGAUCAGAUUAUUUUUGCGAACAAAAAAAGGCCAUUUUCGGUAGAUUUUUAUCACGCUAAAGAGCAAAGAGCCAUCUCUACCCAUAUUUAUGAAUUAUAAGUCAUAUUCAAAAUCAGAAGGCUUAAUAAUAGGUACAGGUUCAGGAAUUGGGCCAAUUAUGUUAUGAGAUCACUAUGACUGUUAAAUGUAGCUGUAACUAUGUAUGUGGCAGCAGAGUACAAAUUAACUCUAAGAAAACAAAAUAAGCAGAAAAAACGGGACCACUAUGACUGUUAAAUGUAACUAUAGACUGGUUACAGUACAAAUUAGACUUAAGAAAAUCGAAUAACGAACAGAAGAAGAAAUCUGAUCAUAUGAUAAGAAGAAAAUAUAUUAAUUUCAAAAGUCAAA
Molecule: messenger RNA, 2369 nt
Organism: Athalia rosae (coleseed sawfly)
Lineage: Eukaryota; Metazoa; Arthropoda; Insecta; Hymenoptera; Athaliidae
Exons: 2
Coding region: 123-1169 (348 amino acids)
Source: RefSeq, a predicted model, not a curated record